UGACUCACGGCUCCAGCCUGAUGCUGCACUGGUUGCUCGUGCGUCCCAUGCUCCGUGUAUUAACCUUUAGAGCUUCUAACACACAGUGUGACGCUCAUUAAUCCGUUUUCUGCCAUAAUUCUUGUGUCAUAAAGCGUCUGUUGGGUUUUGGAUGCGUUGCCUGGAGACUCGACUGAUCUGGCUCUUGUACUCACGCACUGCAUGCGUUCAUCAGGAGGAGCCACUUGAAUCGCUAAUUGUUGGCGUCUCCGCUAGCGUGUGAUAAAUAAAGCGUCUCGUUUCCAGCUCAGUGGUCGUUUCCUCGGGCGACGGAUCGGAGCGUUUCAGGGUCGUAGUGCUGCUGGUUCCGUAUCUGUUGUGAGCUCCGUUGUCGCCUUCUGCUUCUAAAUGGCGAGUCUUCAUCCGGGGACGACCCACAGGCUUCCUCUGCAGGCGUUGAAUGGCAUCCAGCCGCAGCGGGAGGGAAACGGGACGCCACCGGCUCCGGAACCUGUUGGACUUAAAGCGGCUCCUGAAGGUUUCCACAUGUUUGGUCGUAGCUUCUGGACCUGAGCGCGUCUGCGUGGAAACGCCGUAAUCAGAUUAAUGACUAAUGAAUGAGUUUUCCAGUGAGCUUAUGAGCGGUGGACACGUCUCUUUCCCUGCUCAUCCCUCCCUCAGCUGGUCUCCCCCCUCCUCCCCCUCCUCCUCCUCCACCACCUCACUGCCCUGACCCACUUCUCUGUAAACCAACAACCAGAAUCUCCUUCUGUCUAUUUGCGUCUCUCUCUCUGACUAAAACCAUCACUCAGCUCUUUAGGGCGACUGCAGUGCUCGGCUGCAGCUACGCUGAAGUAGUGCUUCAGGAAGUUGGGCCAUAAAGAGUAGAAAUAGAAUGAAUGCAGAUUAAAUUCUUCCUCUGGGAGCAUCAUUGUAAACACACACCCAGAUUCCCAGCCCGGGUUUGGACUGUUCCUUUAAACCCAAAGCCCUGCUGACGGCUGGUGUGGAGGUCUUUGUGGUGACCUGGCCACACCUUUAGCACACGAGCACCAAAGGCAGCCGAGGUGCACACUUGUGCCGUAGGUGUCACUUAAUACACGGUGUCGUUGAGUUUAAUGUGGUCAGAAAUGCAUGUGCUGAGGACGGACCAGCUCCGACUGCCUGUGAACGAUCAUGGAAGUGUCUCGGCAGCGCGAGUGUCCAUUCUCUGUGUGUCCACUGUCGUUUCCACGUCCUCUUGAUCUCCUGUUGAAGUCUCCACCACGCAGCUCAAUGAAGGCCUGCUGCUCUGUCAUCACGCCCACCUCUCCCUCCAAAGCUGCAGCACUGAGCUCCUUGGAGCUGCAGUGAUGAGUAAGAGCUCCGCAGCCGUGUCAAGUCAUGUCUUUGUGGAUCGGAAUCCUCUAGAGAAGCCGCUUUCUGCUCCACAGUCAAGUUAAAUCACCUCAAAACCUGAAUGCUAAUUCAUCAUAAUUUUAAUCCUCAGACUGUGUCAGUUAGUUAUUAUUGGUUGAAGAACGUUCUGUGGCCUCGUGCUUGCUGGUGUUUCUGUGCCUGGACUCACUGCGCUGUGUGUAAAUGCCACUGGUCCUGAUGCCUGAGGCUUCUUUGCAAAUGUUUGUGCACGUUUGGGUUUGUGGAGUGGGAUCCAUUGAGUGCGGACGGGACUCGGUGGCACAGAUUCCUGCCUCGGUGCUGGAGCGGCUGAACAGGGUCAGUGUUUGCUGGACCGGGAGCCCUCAGGCCUCUGGAGCCGUUAGCUGUGGAGCAAUGCAGCGUGAAGCCGUAACUGGGCAGUCAUGCAUUCGACAUCCCAUAGAAAGUUUGAGCUUAUUAAACUUAUUAUUUCUGCUAAGUUGUUGCUUUUUUCUUUUUUUCUGAGCUCGUUGGCGUGUCUGUUCUGUCUGUGCGUUGAUGUUCCACGGUAUCACUGUCUCCAUUCAUCUCUGCAGUACUCUCUGCAGCCGCCACCAUUCUGUGCUGUAGGCCUCGCACCAAAAUGUCCUCCAACGGAGACCUCAGCGACCCGGGGAGCUCCGACAGCUUCUGGGAGCCAGGGCACUACAGGAGAACCGUGAAGCGGAUCGAUGACGGACACCGGCUGUGCAACGAGCUGGUCAGCUGCUUCCAGGAGCGAGCCAAGAUAGAGAAGAGCUACGCUGUGCAGCUGAGCGACUGGGCCAAGAGGUGGAGGUGUGUGGUGGAGAGAGGGCCUCAGUACGGCACGCUGGAGAAGGCCUGGCACGCCUUCAUGCAGGCGGCCGACCGGCUCAGCGAGCUGCAUCUGGAGCUGCGGGAGCGACUGGCCGGCGAGGACAGCGAGAAGGUGCGCAGCUGGCAGAAGGACGCGUUCCACAAGCAGAUGAUGGGCGGCUUCAGGGAGACCAAGGACGCGGAGGACGGCUUCCGCAAAGCCCAGAAGCCCUGGGUCCGCAAGCUGAAGGAGGUGGACGCCAGUAAGAAGAGCUACCACCAGGCCAGGAAGGAGGAGUGGACGGCCGCCACCAGGGAGACGCACGCCAAGGCCGACCCGUCCAAGUCCCAGGAGGAGGUCCGCAAAUACACGAGCCGAGUGGAGCGCUGCAACCAGGAGGCGGAGAAGGCGAAGGAGCGCUACUCCAAGGCCCUGGAGGAGCUGAACCGCUGUAACCCUCGCUACAUGGAGGACAUGGAGCAGGUGUUCGACCUCACCCAGGACGCAGAGGGGCGCAGGCUCCGCUUCUUUAAAGACGUCCUCCAGGACAUCCACACGCACCUCGACCUGUCCGCCAAAGCCGGGUUCAAGGACCUGUACCGAGACCUGGGUCACACCAUCCAAGCGGCCAGCGACACCGAAGACCUGCGCUGGUGGAGGAACACGCACGGGCCGGGCAUGAGCAUGAGCUGGCCGCAGUUUGAGGAGUGGACGCCAGAAGCGAGUCGCUCCAUCAGCAGGAAGGAGCGGAGCCGCGAGUCGCAGGAGAACGUGGUGACUCUGACCAACAUCGUCCCCUCGGGUGGAGACGGCAGCGCCGACACCGGCAGGUAUUCAUCGGACUGGUCAGACGAGGAAAGUCCCAAGAAAGCGCUGUCUGUGAACGGCGUGGGGGAGGCGGAGGACGAGGAGGAGCAGGUAGAGGGGGUGCGAGUCCGAGCGCUCUAUGAUUACACGGGCCAGGAGGCCGAUGAGCUCAGCUUUAAAGCAGGUGAAGAGCUGCUGAAGCUGGGGGAGGAAGAUGAGCAGGGCUGGUGUAAAGGGCGACUGAGCAGCGGCCAGGUCGGCCUUUACCCCGCCAACUACGUGCAGGUUAUUGAUUCCUGAUGACCCCCCCCCACCAUCACCUUUUGUUUUUGUUUUUUUUGUUUUUUUAUUAAGCCAAUCGUAUGAGUGCUCUCAAGAUGCCACAACCUAUUGAAAUAUAGAGACGCCUUCUGCAAAACCAGAUGAAAACACAUCAUGAGUUUUUUUUUCUUUUCCUUUUUUCCUGUUGGAUCCUGGUUUUUAGCCAGUGGAAAGGUCAUUCAUUCACACAUUCACUCAUUCAAUUGGGGGUCAACAACACUGUAAACGAAGCCAAAGAGAAUCCUCCUUGACCAGACUCUGAGAUGUCACUGGAUGAGGAGCAGGAUUCAUUGUCACAUAUCAGAAAACCAGACUCGAGUUCAUGUCGACUUCCUGAAGCUUCACAUCUCUGGAACUCUGGACGUGUCUGUGGAUUCUAAAUGGGAUCCCUGGAUCCUACAUGAACAUGUGAGGAUCUGCGACUGCUCGUUGUCUCUGCUUCGCUGCGGCGGCUUCUUGAAGUCAAAUAAAAGCCCUGGUGCCUUAUUAGAUGGAAAUGUGCAGCGCCCCCCUGCUGUCUGCUUGAUAGACCUGCUGAUGACCCCACAGGACCAACCCUCUGAUAUGGACUGUAACCAGUUUGUGUAUAUUUAAUAUAUAUAUUUGUGAAAGCAGUAUUUGAUUGGCUGUAACCCUCUCUGGCCCCUCCCACUUACUUUAUGCUAUUUAGAUUGUAGGGGACAAAUCUCAUUCUUUCUUCUCUCUUUUUUUAAAUGUUUUUAUGUUUCGUGCUGCGUCAGCUGAUGUUGAACUUGAACUGCGGUGCUCGCGUCGUCGCCUCGCGGUCAAAGCGGUGGAAAAUGCCGUCUGGAGUGUUUGACGUGUGUGUGUCUCCUGUGCCUGUGUGGGUUUGUUGUGGACGCUCGCAGCCCAAACACAUGCAGGUCCUGACUGUCGACGGUCAGAACUGGUUCAUCCGUCUCUCAGCUGCUCUCGGAUCCAGAGACGUUCAAGGAGCAGAUGUUGCUAAACAGUGUACACAUUUUUUUAAUAGUCUUUUUACAUUUAACAUGUUAAUAUUCUAAUUAAUUUUGUAAUUUGAACCAUUCAUUAUAGCAGGGAGAGUUUAGUUGAUCAUUAGAUUUGGUUUUGUUUUAUUAAGAACAGACGUAAAAUAAGUCUUAUCAUCAUUUUCAAGUUGAGCGUGAAGAACGUUUUGAGUUGCUUCUCUGCUCUUGUGUCUUUUUCUUUUUCUUUCCCCAGUUUGUAACAUGUACCGUACAUCAAGUGGAAAGCAAUAAUAAAUGAGCAGUCUAUAGUUGUAUAGACUUAAAUGGUU
This is a messenger RNA of Betta splendens (Siamese fighting fish), 4583 nucleotides long. RefSeq names its product protein kinase C and casein kinase substrate in neurons 3 (gene pacsin3). Bases 1982 to 3283 code for a protein of 433 amino acids. Gene Ontology annotation, biological process: regulation of endocytosis; plasma membrane tubulation; cytoskeleton organization. Gene Ontology annotation, cellular component: plasma membrane; cytoplasm; endosome. The record is from RefSeq and is a predicted model, not a curated record. The transcript has 9 exons. Gene Ontology annotation, molecular function: protein binding; phospholipid binding. Lineage: Eukaryota; Metazoa; Chordata; Actinopteri; Anabantiformes; Osphronemidae.